Polypterus senegalus (gray bichir) is the source of this 1879-nucleotide messenger RNA. RefSeq names its product sodium channel, voltage-gated, type III, beta (gene scn3b). The transcript has 6 exons. Gene Ontology annotation, biological process: ventricular cardiac muscle cell action potential; sodium ion transport; regulation of heart rate by cardiac conduction. Gene Ontology annotation, cellular component: voltage-gated sodium channel complex. Lineage: Eukaryota; Metazoa; Chordata; Cladistia; Polypteriformes; Polypteridae. The record is from RefSeq and is a predicted model, not a curated record. The coding region runs from base 937 to 1581 and encodes 214 amino acids. Gene Ontology annotation, molecular function: sodium channel regulator activity.
AACAGUGAUGCUGUGUGUAGGAUGCGCACAUAAGACAUUAGCGGAGGCAUCCCAUCAUGCGAGAAGAGAGAGAUCUAGAAAAGAAGACUCCCACACGGCAGAAGUGCGCGGAGAAAGCUAAUAAUCCCUUCUGUUUGAGCAUGCCCUGAUUUCGUCUGAACACACACAUACACACAGUUGUUUAAGAGGAUAGGGCCACCAAAGCAUUAAAAGGAACCUUUAAAUCGUAACGACGGCACGGCGCUAUAUUUUCCUUCACCAGUCAUCUGCAGCUUUCCAAGACCCAAAAGGUUUGGCUUCGCGUUCAUAUUUCAUUCUACGAAGUUGUGGGUGCAACUGGUCGCUGGUGGCUGCAGAAAACAACGACUUCAUUUCGGCUUUCGAACAAUCAACCCCGCUGCCUCCUCCCGCGGUUGCUACGGACAACGGGCUGUGGCGCCGACUUGCAUCCGCGACCAUCUGGGUGAAAUUGCAUUUUUAGCGGAUUAAGUUGCAUGUGCAACAUUUUCUGUGCGGUUUAUUGCAUUUUCACUGAACACAUUGCCAUAGCGGGUCAAUUUAAUGGUGGAUUUGCCAGCGACCUCUUAGGGAGCGCUAUUUUUAAAUGUCUAUGGGUGUUCUCGCUGUCGGUGGAGUAAACUUCAGCCUGCUGAAGCGAAAUCCCGGGAGCCGAGAACGACAAGCCUAGCGAGGAACUGUCCGCGGUGCUGAAACGCCUACAACGCUCGACAGCCGGGGCUUUCAGGGAGGCUGGGGAUGCAAAGCCCCCUGCUCAUUCUUUGACUGUUUCAGCACACUUCGGCUGUCUGCGAGAAAGGAAGAAAGGGAUCACCCUGAAAGUGCCCACGAGUGAAUGGGCUUUCCCAGUUCUGAGGAUACCCAGCGGCUUUCUCUUUUUGGUGGACGUUUCAUUUCAGAGCCGUUUCUAUAUUGAUUAUGGCCCCCGCAAAGACCCUGUUCAGUUCUCUCCCUUUGUUGGUAGUGAUGGCACAGGCCUGCUGGAGCGUGUGUGUCGAGGUGGCCUCGGAGGACAGAGCAGUGAUGGACAGUAACACCACCCUGACCUGCAUCUCCUGCAUGAGGAGGGAGGAGGUGAAGUCCGAGACGUACGUCAAGUGGUUCUAUAAUGCUGACAACAAUGACAGCACGCUGAUCUUUGUGUACGACGGAACACCUCAGGAGCAGAAGAGCCAUCUCAGUGGGAGGCUGCAAUGGAAAGGCAGCAAGGACCUGCAGGAAGUCUCAUUGGGGAUCAACAACCUGAAGCUCAACGACACGGGGACAUACACCUGCCAGGUCACGAGGCACUUGAACUUCGAUGUUCACCAGCAUUCCAUUACAACUACACUAAAGGUCCAUCUGGUGGUCACAGAGAAUGUUGAAGAAGACUUUACGGCCGUGGUCUCAGAGAUCAUGAUGUACAUCUUGCUGGUGUUCCUCACCAUCUGGCUGCUCAUUGAAAUGGUGUACUGCUACAAGAAGAUCUCGAAAGCAGAUGACAUGGCGCAGGACACGGCGAAAGACUACCUAGCGAUCCCAUCUGAAAAUAAAGAGACCCCUGCCGUCCCAGUGGGCGAAUAAAAGGGCUUUACGCAAACCUGAAGGAUGUUGUAGGGCCACUGCAGCGAGAGCCAAAACCAACAUAUGGGCUGAUGAAGAGGCACUGGAAGAGUGCCCCCCCAUUGCUCCGAUGGACACUUCCACUCCUCUUUGUGCUCCAUUUCACUCAUCUCGUCAUUCAACAACUGUAGUCACAGAGUUGAGAGUUUAGUUUGCUUCAUUGUACCUCUGCAGCAUGCAUCGCAGGGGCACGGCCUUCAGGAGGCGGCCUCGUUCACUCCGCCUGCCACUGUCACCCCCUCACUCUUUUUCAUUUUUA